CGAUGGAGGAGGUCUUCUUCUUCUUCUUCUGUGGCGUUUGUAUGUGAUAAGGAGGAGGAGGAGGAGGAGUAAAUGGGGGAGGAGGGGGGAGGGGGCCGAGAGACCCCGUCGCGUUUUGACCCUCGGAAACCUCCCCGCACACCACCACCAUCACUACCAUCACUCCUCCUCUCUCCUCCUCCUCCUCUCUCCUCCUCUCUCCUCCUCCUCCCCUCUGGAGGCUGAAAACACCAUCGCUCAUUCCCAACCGUGACAUUUUCCAGCCUGUCGCCGUAUGCUGCGCGGACAGCGAGCGCAAGGAGCCAAAAAGGCAAAAAAGAAAAAAAAAGAAGAGCGAGAGAGAGAGAGAGAGAGAGGUAGAGGAGGCUGUCUGUCGAUCCUCCAACAAGCACCGAGCAUCCCGACGCGCUGCGAUCCGGAGCCAGAGACUCACCAGGCGGAGGCGAGGCGCUGCAGGAAGCCGCUGCUCUGCUUCCAAACCCUCCCAGGACUCCAGCGGCCCGACCGGGACCGGAUACGGCGCGUAUUUACGUCUCGGACCCCAGAGACAGAGAGGAAGGGAGCCCAGCUCGCUGGACUAGCCGAGCAGCGCAUCAUCAUCUCCGGGGUUGGACUGGCUGUCGAGGCGCAUGGAGAAGAGGUAUGAAGAGCUGGUGCACUACUCAGGGUCAGAGGGCAUGUCGGUGGGGGGGUACGGGGACGACAUCAGGGCGCUUCCUCCCCCACAGUACGGACCCACCGUCCCUGACUCCCUCAAACACCACAAAGAUCAGAUCUACGGUCAUCCACUCUUUCCACUGCUGGCCUUAGUGUUUGAGAAGUGUGAGUUGGCCACCUGCUCCCCCCGAGACUCCACCUCCCUCUCAGCCACCUCCCACCUGACCAACCACAGCGACGUCUGCUCCUCCGAGUCCUUCAACGACGACAUCGCCGCAUUCGCGAAGCAGAUUCGUUCCGAGAAACCCAUAUUUUCUUCCAAUCCUGAGCUGGAUAACUUGAUGAUCCAGGCCAUACAGGUUCUUCGUUUCCAUUUAUUGGAGUUAGAGAAGGUGCAUGACCUGUGUGACAACUUCUGCCAUCGCUACAUCACCUGUCUGAAGGGCAAAAUGCCCACAGACCUGGUCCUGGAUGACCGGGAGGGCGGCUCCAAGUCUGACAUGGAGGACUUCACUGGAUCCUGCACCAGUCUGUCAGAGCAGAACGUGUCAUGGUUACGGGAGCCAGAUGAAUGUGCUACUACUCCUCUGGGAACACCAGGCACCUGUGGCCUGCCUUCACACAGCACAGCAGACAACUGCAGUGACGCAGGCGAUGGUCUUGAUGGAGGGAUGGCGUCCCCCAGCACAGGAGAAGAAGACGAGACCGACAGAGACAGAAGGAACAACAAGAAGAGAGGGAUCUUCCCCAAAGUGGCCACUAACAUCAUGAGAGCGUGGCUCUUCCAGCACCUGUCGCACCCGUACCCGUCUGAGGAGCAGAAGAAGCAGCUGUCACAGGACACGGGGCUGACCAUCCUGCAGGUCAACAACUGGUUCAUCAACGCCAGGAGGAGAAUAGUCCAGCCGAUGAUUGACCAGUCAAAUCGCUCAGGUCAGGGGGGUCCCUACAGCCCAGAAGGAGCAGCUUUGGGGGGCUACGGCCUCGACGGACAGGCCCACCUCGGCCUUCGAACAGCAGGUCUCCAGGGAAUGUCCUCUUUGCAGGGCGACUACCCCGGUGCUCUGCUGUCCCAACCAGGCUACCCGCCCCACCCUGGACCGUCCCUUCACUCGUACCCGGGCCCUCACCCUCACCCCGCCAUGCUGCUGCACCCGCCACCACACGCACACCCCGCAGAGCCACUCCUCGCCCAAGGACUGGACAUUCACGCACACUAGCUGCGGCGGGGAGUCGGCGUGUGUGUUUGUGUGUGUGCGUGUGCGAGGGGAAAUUACUGUGUGAGUGUGUGUGUGUAUGGUGGGAGGAUGUGUAUGCAUGUGCGUAUGUGUGUGUGUGUGUAUGUGUAAUGACGCAUAUAGUACACUAUUUAAAGAAAAAAGACACAUUGCUCUGAAAGUUUACAUUCCCCACUGAAAGACACUGACCUCAAUGUAGCUGUUCCACUCAUUUACACACACACACACACACACACACACACACACACACACACACGCACACACACAUGCACACACACAUAGACAUAAACAUGACACACACUCUUCAGUCUGGACCCACAGGUUUAAGCCAUACCUCUUUCAGAGUAGAAGUGCUUCCUCCUCUCCAAACGUCUCCACUGUGUCCUGUGGGCGAGACACAUGCUUUAAACUACACUUCCCAUCAUGCCUGCUGAACCACAGGAAGACGCAGGAUCAGAGAUCGCAGAUCCAGAUGAACAUUCAUCCACAGCACACGGACAUGACUGGAGUCGAUCCUGUGAACACGCCUUCUUCACUAGUCCCUGUCUUCCUGCACUCGCUGACUGUCAAAGACUCACACACACACACACCGUCUCACACACACACUUUAUUUAAAGCUGUUUUUGAGUUUUUUCUUAUUCUAUUUUUAUAUUUAUGUGUGCCACUCCAGGCGGAUGCAGCUUCACGUGAGCUUGUUGAAAUGUUAGUGCUCUUCCUCAGCAUGAAGCUAAAACACUAUGAAUGACUUCCAGUCUGCCUCGCUCUCGUACCACUGACCUCCUUAAGACGCCAGCAGGUGUCCAUUACCUUAGGAUCCUUCCUGCACACACACACACACACACACAGCAACAAACACGACACUGAAAGCCAUUUCUACACACACAUACAGACACACACACACAUACAAACAAACUUCUGUAAGCAUUUCUAGUACAUUGUUGUCUGUCACGGCGGUGUGUGAGAGGAGCUGCAGCCAAAGGACUCUUUAAACAUUCAGCUCCUUCUCCGCUCUGCUCGGACUGCUGACGUAUUUCUGAAUGAUGUUGAUGACGAUGGGAAAUACAGUUAAAGUAUUAAAAUGUUUUUUUGUA
Molecule: messenger RNA, 2986 nt
Organism: Acanthochromis polyacanthus (spiny chromis)
Lineage: Eukaryota; Metazoa; Chordata; Actinopteri; Pomacentridae
Gene: meis3
Product: myeloid ecotropic viral integration site 3
Exons: 13
Coding region: 630-1877 (415 amino acids)
Biological process (GO): positive regulation of cell population proliferation; positive regulation of transcription by RNA polymerase II; brain development
Molecular function (GO): RNA polymerase II cis-regulatory region sequence-specific DNA binding; DNA-binding transcription activator activity, RNA polymerase II-specific
Source: RefSeq, a predicted model, not a curated record